AUGAGUGAUACAGAAUUUUUACAUAAAGCAAUUGAUAAUGCAAAAAAUUUUGAAAAUUUUUCCGAUGUACUUAUGGCAGUUAGUCUUCAUCCAGAAUGGUUAACUAUGAUACCGGAAGAUCGACGAUGGGCAAUUUUACAUCAAAUUAUACUCUCUGGUAAUGUUAAUAAUUUAGAUCAAUUACUUGCUUUACAAAAAUCUAAUAAAAAAUUUCGUUUAUUAACUAAUACACGUGAUAAUCAAACAAUAUUAAAUAUUGCUUCAUUACGUAAUGAUAUACCAGAUAUGAUAAAACGUCUUCAACAACUUAUUAAACUUGAUGAAAUGCUUAAUUAUGCUAAAGAUUGUGAAUGGGAUAAAUGUUAUGAUAUAGCUAAAGAAAAUCCAAAUUUUAUUAAUGAAAAACCACCAUAUCGUCGUUAUUAUUUAAUUCAUCAUAUGGCAUGUGCAAAUGCUAUUGAACAAUUUGAACGUUUUAAACAAAUAAAAAAUUGUAUAUUCAAUUUAAAUUUACGAGCUGAUAGAAAAAAAAUUAAUGAAAUUGCUCGAGAAGAACAUCAAUCAAAAUUUGCUGAAUAUAUUGAAAAACAUUAUCCAAGUUUAUUAGAUAAAGAUGAUUCUAUUUAUGAUGAAUUAUAUACACCAACUGAAGAAGCUAAAAAACGUACACAUAUGAUCAAUACUAUGAUGGAUCAACGAUGUAUAGUUAAAGAUUUAGAUAAAGAUCUUAUGGGUGAACCAAUAAAACUUAAAAGUCGAACUGAAGUAAUGUUACAUAUUAAUGAAAUACGAACUCAACAAGAAAAUGAAUUAAAAGAAAAAAGUAAACAAGCUUCAAAAGUUGAAGAAGAUGGACGUACAGAAAUGAUGAUUGAUACUCUUACAUGUCCUCUUACACUUGCUAUAUUUGUAGAUCCAGUGGUUGCUGCUGAUGGAUUUACAUAUGAACGUUCAGCAAUAACAACUUGGCUUAAAAAUAAUGAUCGUUCACCAAUGACAAAUCAAAAACUUCCUAAUAAAGAUUUGAGUCCAAAUACAGUAGUUAAACAAAUUAUUAAUGCUCUUCAUCUUACAGCUUGA
Rotaria sp. Silwood1 is the source of this 1080-nucleotide messenger RNA. The record is from the annotation of a GenBank genome assembly. NCBI's taxonomy places the organism in Eukaryota, Metazoa, Rotifera, Eurotatoria, Philodinida, Philodinidae.